AUGCUGUUGGAAAAGCCCGAGGACGUCAAGCACGAGAACUCAUCAGGCACUGUAUGCGCUAUUUAUGGGAUAGACGCUCAUCCAAAACUACAGCUUUUUGCAACGGCUGGAGGAGACAAUAAUGUUAAAAUUUGGUCCCUUCAAGUGCCACACGAGGAAGGAAUUGCUUCAUUUGAGCUUUUGGCAACUUUAUCAAAUCAUCAACAAGCUGUAAAUUGUGUCCGAUGGACAAAUCAUGGACGAUAUUUGGCUUCAGGUUCCGAUGAUCAAUUGGUUUUACUCUAUGAAGUACAAACGGGUCUUCCAGCUCCUGUUCCUUUUGGAUCAAAUGCAAAACUUAACAAACAAAAUUGGGUCCGAUGUGCUACACUGGAGAGACAUACAAUGGAUGUGGCAGAUAUUGCGUGGUCACCGGAUGAUCGGAUGCUGGCAACUUGUAGUAUUGACAAUACGAUUUUAAUCUGGGAUAUUGGUCUUGGAGGACUGAGUGAAGUCAUGACGCAGCCAUUGCAAACGCUCACUGGACAUAAUGGAUGGGUCAAAGGUGUUGCGUGGGACCCUGUUGGCAAGUAUUUAUCGAGUGCUGGAGAGGACAAGACGGUUCGAAUGUGGAAAGUAGCCGAUUGGCAAGAGUCGGACAUUGUGACCGAGCCAUUUGAGGGAUGUGCUUCGACAUCGCACUUCCGUCGAUUGUCAUGGUCUCCUGACGGCUCGGUUCUCUGUGCUACACACGCUUUCAGCUCUAAGAAAAACAUCGCGGCACUAUUAAACCGCGGAUCCUGGACAAACGACCUCAAAUUUGUCGGCCACCAGGGUGUUGUAACCAGUGCUCGAUUUAACCCGAAACUACUUGUAACUACAGCAGAUCCAGAUAAGGAAUUUGCAUGUUGUGCAGUAGGUGGUGACGAUGCGACUGUAAGCAUCUGGCUAGCUCAUUUAGCACGCCCACUCGCUGUCAUUAAGGACUGCUUUGACUCGUCCGUAACGGACUUGACAUGGUCAAGUUCCCAGUCUCUACUCCUCGCCUGCUCGCUUGACGGCUCCGUCUGCUGCUUCCAGUUUGGUGGAGAUGAGAUUGGCACUCCUAUUUCCGAUGCGCAGCAAAGUAAGCUUCUCCAGGCGAAGUAUGGAUCACGAGCCGGUAUUACGCUCGCAUCGACAUUGGCUGAAAACCCGAUUCAGCUUCAGCUUGAAGAAAAGCUGACAACUUUACCACAGUUGGCUAUCAGUCAGAACUCUGACGGCGGCACUGCUACCAUAGCAAGCCACACAACCAACACACUUAUCCCAAAGAAGAAAAUGGUAGAAAUUCAGGCGACCAACACGCCGCAAAGCAGACUACCAAAUGUAGCAACUGAUAAAAAGCGAAUUGCUCCGGUACUGCUUCAGACGGACACCCAGUUGUCAGCAAAUAAUCCAGCAUCGUCGCAGAAUAAUAUCCGCAAUAUCUUGGGCCCGACACUCCUUUCACCGACGGCGUCGGACGCCACACUCUUGGAUACUCGCAUGGCCUUAACGAGUGAAAAGGAGGUCAGUGUUGUUUGUGCGGUCAAUGAUUCUGCUGCGUUCGAGUCAAACACUGCGCCGAGUUGUAGCGAAACGGCUGGGCUUGCCCCAAAGGAGAAUUCUGCCGUACCAACGACAAAUGACGCACCUCUUAAGUCGCUGAAGAUAGAGGGGAAGAAAAAUGGGUCCGAUGGUACUUCUUUGAAAAGGAAAAGAGAAAGUGAUCGACCUUCAACUCGAGCUAUCGCCGUAGUAGCAAAGUCAAGAGAAGUCGCCGCCCGAGCACCAAAACUACUGAACGAAAGCACUAGUGCUGGCAUGACCAGCCGGGGUCAGUUGCUACCUGAAUUUCCAGUUCGGCUGCUUUUUUCAGUAGAAAUAGACACGAAGACACAGUCCAGCAUUCCAGGCUCAAGAUUGAAUGACAACACAAGAAGGUUGAUGUCGUCUAAAAUGGUGAUAGAAGUUACCGUUCACAAUCUGAAGAAUCCUCAACCAGAUGAAAUCAUAAAGUUAGGUCCAGUUUAUUCAACGAUAAAAUGUUCGGAAGGGAGCGAGUUAAAGUGGAUCGAUCGUGUCCCUGGUCGUGCUGUUUGCGUAGUGGGAAACGCGAGGUAUUGUGCAAUUGGUAUACACAAUGGCGACCUUUUGAUUCUUAGUAGCAAUGGACGACGCUUGUUGCCAUGCAUUGCUUUGGGAAGUGCGAUAUCAGUAAUGGAGUGCAGUAAGAGCGAGUCACCGUAUUUGCUGGUGAUAUUGGGGACAGGCGAUUUGAAAGUCUGGGAUCUAGCUCAACACAAGCUUAUACUAUCAAGCUCAAUCGAAGCAAUUGCAAGCAUUACACCAGAAGAAGAUCGCAAGCUAACUUUGCUUCGGUGCCAAGUUACGAAGAAAGGGAUGCCGCUUAUUACUUUUGCUGAGUCAAGCUCCGAAACGAUAGGCAAUUCUAGCUUGCUGUCGUACACAUUCGACUCAGCUAUGUCCUCCUGGAUGCGCGUGGCGGACGACAGCUUUGUGUACUCGGAUUUUGCAUCCGCACUCCCAACAGAUGCCGUAACAGUCAAAAGCGUCCCUGUUGGUCCAUUGCGGCAGCUCCAAAAUGCCUCCUCUUACGGUCGAAUUCAGAGAGGAAUCGCUUCAGCCAUGCUUUCUGGAAUGUCAGACCCGCUGAUGCAACGCAAUGUGACGCGCUCGCAUCUCGAGCACCAGGCUGCCGCUGCAAUCGUGCUGAAAAGCGCAACUGAAUAUUGCUAUUGGGUACAGGCGUACGCAAGGUUUCUGACCCAUGAUGAAGAUGUAACUCGCCUGGAUGAACUUUGCGCUGAAAUGAUGGGCCCCUUCCACGCAUCGUCAGCUCCAAGUUCAGUCAAUGGCAAGGACUCCACACUAAGUGUAGACGAGAGCAGCGAGUGGGAUCCUAUGGUUCUGGAUCUCGCUAAACGGGACGUGUUGAAGGUACAUAUCUUGCCGACGGUUGCGACAAACCGCGCAUUGCAGCGCGUUGUGACGAAGUAUCAGUUGAUGCUGAGCGAGAUUGACUUCCGCGAAAAGGACGAUGAAGACGAGGACGAAUCUUAUGAAGACAGCGCUUAUUUGGCAGGCUGCGUCUCGAGAUCAUUGGCAGAAUGA
Messenger RNA from Peronospora farinosa, 3135 nucleotides. Lineage: Eukaryota; Oomycota; Peronosporomycetes; Peronosporales; Peronosporaceae. The record is from the annotation of a GenBank genome assembly.